This is a messenger RNA of Linum trigynum, 3746 nucleotides long. NCBI's taxonomy places the organism in Eukaryota, Viridiplantae, Streptophyta, Magnoliopsida, Malpighiales, Linaceae. The record is from the annotation of a GenBank genome assembly.
CCUGAAAUAUGACAAAAUAGCACAACCCGGCGUAAAAUAGGCCAAAAGUACACGACUAUGCCCCUCAAACGGAUAAGAACUAGGGGCGCAAAUAUGUGCAAUUAUAUCGUUAUCAGCCAUCAUGGCUUUUUCUUUGGCUUUGAGGGUGAGAGGACAGUGAGCAUGAAUGUGCCCUGGUGAUAGACCGUUAAUUACACAUGUUUUCACCCCUGUUCUUACACCGUUUGAGAUGUGGUUUCUCGUGUUUUAGACCGAUUUCACGCUAGGUUGUGCUUGUUUGUGAUAUUUCAGGUCCAGGCAAGUGAAUGAAGGUUUAGGAGCGAGUUCGGGGUCGAUUGGGCGAAGAUCGGGCGCAAGGCAAGUCACAAAGGAAGUCGCACGGGCACACCCACAACCCACACGGCCGUGCAAGGGACCAGUUUGGCCGUGUGGGAUUGUGUGAGAGCAAACACGGGCAGAGCAGAAAAUCCAUACGGCCGUGCAAGGUGAGCUGCACGGCCGUGCGACUCUGGCCGUGUAAGAAGCCUGGAAUUCAACUAAUCGAUACGCUGCGUUUUGACUCGCACGGGCAACUGGGUGAACUGCACGGCCGUGCGGCCUGCCCGUGUGAGUCGGGAAUUGCUGGUUAAAACCCGAUUUUCAGCCAAAGGAAAGGAGAGAGCUGGGUUUUGGAUCCCAAACACUCAAGGGACGAACCAAAGAGAGAGAGAGAGGGCGAUCUGAGGGCAUUCUAAGAGUGGAAUUGGAGGAUUUCUUCGCUUUGGAAGCUCGAGGAACAAGCCCGGACUUGAAGACUGAUCAUCUGAAGAUUCUUACUGCAGUCUCUUUCUUCUCUAUGGAGUAACUUCCCUUCACUUAGGUUUUGAGGAACCCUAGCUAUGUUUGUUUGAUUGAAUGAUUGUAUGAGUACUCUGACUUGAUAAUCUUGAGUUCAUAUUCAAUCUAUGCAUGUUUUCAUGAUUCAAUUCUGCUUUAGUCGAGAUUAUUGAUUCUGCUUUGAUUCUAUGAGAGGGAAUACCUGAUUAGGUCAAUAGAGCACCAUAGAUUGAUAGUAGUGGAUCGAUUGCUUUAGUCGAGGGUUGAUUCACUGCUUUGUAUCGAUUGAGAACCUCUUCCGAUAGAGGGAGUCUAGUUCAGAACGCCUUGAUCAGUUGUUCUAGAGAAGGAUACGUCCCUCUAGGCAAUUGACUCAAGAGGGCCUUGUUCCUUUAGUCGAGACUCAAGGUCUAGUCAAGGAUUCUCCGCAUUGUGAAUGAAAGUGAAACAAGUUAGAAAUCAUCAAUCGUUAGUCUGGCUAGUGGCUAGGGGGAAUCAUACCUAAGUGAGUUCUCAACCUGUAAUUAGAUUAACUUUAACUGUAGUUUGCUAGAGUAGUUUUAGUUCUUUCACUUAAUCUGGUUUGCUAAAUAAUAAACUGAAGCUGAGUAAUAGUAACUCUAGAGACCUGUGGAUUCGAUAUUUAUCACUUGAGCCACUAUACUGCAGUCCCUUCCAUUGGUUACACUUGGCCAUUGUUAGGUGUUGUAUCAUAGCGAGUCAAGUUUUUGGCGCCGUUGCCGGGGACUUUCUAGAGUAUUAGGAAAGGCAGAAGUUUGUUACUUUAGUGUUUUUCUUUUCUUUUCCACCCUUGCUUUUCACUUGGGUGUUUUUGUUUUUGUUGGUGCAGAUCUGAAUCAUGGAUCCUAAUGGCUUCUCCAAUCAUUGGGGGUAUCCACCACCAUCCGGGUGGUAUUACCCCGAGACUCCCUGGAGCAAUCAAGGAGGAGAAGACUAUGGAUUCGGGUUCCAGUACCAACCCCCUUACUACGGAGAACAACCGGACCCCUGGGCAUAUCAAGAACAACCUCAUUACCAAGAAGAAUUUCUCCCACAACCAGAAGGGCCAUUGGAGCUGGAGUUACCCAUGGCGGCCUUCACGGGCCAUUCUGCAGAGCCAUGCUACACUCCACAGCCAGAUCCACUCUACGAAUUGAGGCUUCUCAUGGAGAGAUCAUGCUCCAGGAUGGAUCAUUGUGUCCAGGCCUUUCGUGAAACAGAGGAGAUCCUCCUGAGCCUUAAGAAGAGUGUCGAUGAUCUUGAGCGAUCUUUGGCACAACCUGCUCCAGAUCACCAUUCUGCUACCAUACAAGAAGAGGAGGAGGACGAAGAAGGCUACAAGGACAUUGUGGAGCACACUGAAGUUGUCACGGAGAGCUCCCGUGAUGAUCAUGAUCAGGAGUGUCAUGUCGUAGCCGACCACACCUUCCCACACCCCAAACUGAGCUUUGAAGAGGCGAGCAUGAGUGAGGAGAUGCAAGAAGAUCUCAUGAAAGAAAUUUCUUGGCAACUUGCUCUCCAAUCCGUUCUAGAAGAAGAAGAGCAAGAAAGGGUGCAGAAAGAAGUUGUGGAGGAUGACGAAAGUGAAGCUGGAGGAGUUCUUGAUCAUUUCCCAGGGGUGAUACCACAUGAAGAAGGAAGGGAGGUUGAAGAAGCAAUUGGCAUCCAGGCUGAGGACGAAGUUGAGGUGGAAGAGGCUUGCACCGGCCAUGAGUUACAUUUGGUAUCUCCACCAAACUUCGAGGAACUACUUAGCAAGGACCCAUUUGCAGUGUCUCUUUGCCAGACCAAGGCCACAUCAACAUCGGUCCCUCUUGGUGGACGCGAUGGUGGCCAAUCGAUGCUGUCAUAUCUGGUUUGGGGCAAUGAGACGAGAGAAGAGAAGAAGAGGUCUCGAGGGUGGAGACUUCAUCUGCAUCAAGUACAUGAGCCUUCAUCACCUGCCACACCACAUGCUCGUGACUUGAGACUCCACCUCAUCGACGAGAACCUCAACUUCAAGGAGGUUCUAGCAUGGACCGAAACUUAGGAGCCAUCGUCCGGCUCACGACGUGAAAGAAGCGCUUGUUGGGAGGUAACCCAACCAGUCGGUUUGCAUUUCUUUCUCUAUUUCUCCUCGGUUGAGUCAGUUUUGCUAUUUGAUUUUAGAGUCAAUAACUCAACCUUUGUGAGAUUUUGUGUGGUGUUUGUGUUCUGCUUACUCUCUCUUUCUGGAAUGCACCGCCUGACCCGUUCAUCAUAAUUCACCCUUGAUCUGGUAACUUCGUUCUACCCUCCUUAUCUUUCCUCCAUUGAGGACAAUGUCGUGCUUAAGUGUGGGGGGAUGUUCGAUUAUGUAUGCGGGUGAACGUUUGCCUGUUUGUGUGCUUGGAGCCUAGUCCACUGUCCAAAUUUUUAAAUUUGAGGGCUUCAAGUACGUGUUUCCGUGCAAUUGCCUGCUCAGUAUGCUUUGAAUUGACAGUCUUUAUAGUAAUAUGCAACCUAGGGAGGUAGUGUAGCACUAUGGAGGAUGUUGAUGCAUUUAAGAAGUCUCAUUUCUUCUUCAUAUUGUGUUGGUUGAUUGAGUGAAUUAGUGAUCUUAGGACCUUUGAAUUGUGUGGUGUUGUGGACUCUCUCGCUGUCAUGGACUCUUGUAUCAUGUUUUGAAAAUAACAGGUGCUCGAAAAUGUGUUGAAAAAUAAGGUCUCCCGUGCGAAUAGGGCGAAAGUGUGUAAGGGGAGACGGGAAUCCGUUUCCAAUUUCCACCUACUACCUCCAGCCCCCUUACAUGUCUUUCCCCCACACGAGGCUCGAGACAUCCGCUCCUGGCAUGGCCGGUAAGAGUAGGUUGGGACCCUUGAAAAAAGAAAAAAAAUAACAGAAAACAAGCAAAACAGAAAGAAAAGGGGUUCCAACCAUCUUUAAGAAGAAAAUAGAGCACCUUGAAAAAU